Molecule: messenger RNA, 4699 nt
Organism: Sebastes umbrosus (honeycomb rockfish)
Lineage: Eukaryota; Metazoa; Chordata; Actinopteri; Perciformes; Sebastidae
Gene: il23r
Product: interleukin 23 receptor
Exons: 18
Coding region: 1832-4531 (899 amino acids)
Biological process (GO): positive regulation of tyrosine phosphorylation of STAT protein; cytokine-mediated signaling pathway
Cellular component (GO): external side of plasma membrane; CRLF-CLCF1 complex; signaling receptor complex
Molecular function (GO): cytokine binding; cytokine receptor activity
Source: RefSeq, a predicted model, not a curated record
CAUACAAUUAAUCACAAUUAAAUAUUUUAAUCGAUUCACAGCCCUACUUAUUUCACUAUAGUGAGUAAAACAUCAUUUUGGCGUAGUUUUCUUCAAUCAAUAAGCUUUUUUAGCAUUUUUUAGUAAUAAAUGUUAUUAAUGUAAUCUACUGCAAAUUAUGCAGUAAAAACCUUUCCUUUUUUUAUCACUGUGAACUAAAUUCAUUCUUUCCUCUUUAGUGCACGUUGUGUUCAUCAUUCAUUUAAAACUUGCCGUGUGUGUAAAUAGAUGAUACCGAGGUAUAGUUUGUGCAUCUCAUUCAGACCGCUGUGUGUUCAUGUUCACACUGUGGUUUCAGUCUGAGGUUUGGUAAGUGAGAAAAAACUCAGUGGAGUCUCAGUGGUGUUUAUCCACCUGAUAACAGCUGUAAUUAGGAAUUCAGUCUUCAGCAAACUGGAUGUUUCAGUCUGACUCUGUGGAGUAUGUAGUAUACGUGGUGAAUAUGAGUUGUACGUUUCUGAAAACUGAACAGCUUGAGGUCUCUCUUAUCUUUACGUCAACAUGCACCUCAUCUCGUUUCUGGGUUUUCCCUGAAAAAGCUUUUGAAGUUAAAAUAAGCAGCGAAAGGAAAUCAGAAAAAGUCGGGUAGCUUGAUAAAGUCUCAGUCUGCGAAAUUUUUCCUCAAAAACAGUCGACACUCUAAGGGACUAUGAACAUAAGCAACCAGCUAAAUGAGAAAAGAUAUCGGUUGAUUUUCUCUUUCAAACUAAAAGUGUAAGUUUGUUUUACCAACUACUUAAAAGGUAGACCAUUACAUGUAUGUUUAUUGUCAGUUCAGAGAGAGCAGUUAAUUAUACUUUAUUAUUACACAACUUUGUUGAAGACUCAAUUCUGAUUGGUCAAUCACGUUGUUCUACAGUCUGUUAUUCCGUUGCUAUGUAUAACAGACCGUUGCUAUGGGUGCAGUUCUGAUGCCAGACUAUGGAGGACCGCUUUUGUGUAAAAUUAUUGAUUUCUUAAGUAAGUAGCUGUGUAAUAAGCUUGAUAAUGUACAGCUAGCGGGUCAUUGUUGUGAAAUAAAGCCCUUCAAGGUGAUGCAAGACCUUGAUCCUUGACCUUGCAUCGCCGUGUCGGGGUUUAUUUCACAAUAAUGACUGGCUCCGGCUCGCUGUACAUUAUCCCUUACAUGUUUUUUUGAUGUGAUGUGAAUUUACUGUGUUCGCACAUUUUAAGUUACUGUAAAAACCCUCAGAAGUGUCAGGUAUAAUGGAAACAGGUUGGUCAGUCAGCAUAUUUUUCAAAGUUCAAACUGAUGUCACACAGUGUAUGUUACAUGUCGGGUUGAUCACUUGGUAAUCUGCAAACAGCAGCAUGUUUAAUGAGAGCAGCUUCUCAGCACACUGACAUGUUAAAGUCAACUGAGUUCUUUGUGGUGGGUGAAAAACAGACAACAGAAGUAGGGCAAAAGUAUCGGAGCUAACGAUCAAAGUUUUCUGCAUUUGCUGAAAUACCACCAAACUAGGUCACUGGCCUCUUUAAGAUGUUUCUCUCAUGGAACAGAGUUCACUUCAGUCAGACGCAGCUCACAAAGCAAGUGAGGAAGAUUGCUGAAAAGGUGUCGGAUUGUAUCGUGAUAAGAAAACCUUAAAAACGUCACAAAGUUAAUCAGCAGGAUACUGCCGUGACACAAAUGUCUCUUAUCUGCCAUGGUGCACGUAUAAAAGAGCCGAAGAUCAACAAAACUCUGCGUCUCCUCCUCAUGUUAGACAGAACUUCCCCCAAACCUACACAGAUGGCUGAGCUGCUGAGUCAAGCUGAGUGGGUUCUAAGAGAUUAACAAAGAUGAGCUGAGAUGAAUCUCUCCUCGACCUUUUGGAGAUUCAUUGUUAUACUUCUCUGUUUUUCCAUCAAGCGUUGCCCGCUGCUUCCUGCUGGCUGCCAGCGCUUCAAUGGCCUCGGCUACCUGACAGUUCAACCAGCUCGGCUCUUCCUCAUCGGCUCAAACCUGACGGUGUACUGCCACACCACACAAUGUCAUGGGAGUUGGAAAAUGUCCCUGGAGCUGAACAGUGAGACUGUGAAUUCUUGGAAAAAAGUCAACUGCACCACGAUGAUAUUCAGUCUGUUCAACGUCCGGAUGCCGCGAUCUAUCGUGCACUGCAAGCUGAAGAAUGACCAGCUGUCUAAGAUUGUCAAUGGACUGGAUCUACGCGGCGGACUCCCUCCAGAUAAACCUGAACAUAUUCUGUGUGAAACAGCAAUGAGCUCAGAUUUUAUAAACUGCUCCUGGGAGAGAGGACAGAAAACUCACCUCCUUACUACCUACAACAUUUCACUCAACAGAGAAAGUGGGACCCAGGUGCUGUUCGAUCAGAUCCAGGAUGCUGAAGGAAUCACCAUACCCCGAGCACUGACGGAUGAAAACACUACAUACCAGCUGAACAUCACUGCUUACAACCACUUCGGAGCAUCGCAAUCUGAUCCAUUCAUCCUCUGCGUAAAGGAUAUAGUGAUACCGGAGACGCCUCAUAUCACGCAGAUAGAGUUUGGGAAUAACUCCAUAGCAGCCGUGUUGCAGUGGAAAACCUCUGACUCCUCAGAGCGUCUCAGACCCGAUGUCAGGCUUCGCACAGAUAACGGCUUCUGGGAAGUGGAAGAGGGAACAGAACUCAGUUAUGGUCUGAUACAAGUGGACGGACUGAGGCCUCUGACUGAAUAUGAGUUCGAGAUGAGAACAUGUAACUCGUCGUCAGGACCAGAGCAUACCAACACGCUGAGGUCAAACUCCAGCAAAAGGUCGUUCUGCAGCAAAUGGAGCAAAUCUGUGAGGAGGAGAAGUCCUGGAAAAGGUCCAUCUCAGCAGCUGCACGUGUGGAGGAAGUUCGGCAGCUUGGGGACAAAUGGGGUGCGCGUGGUGACUGUUUUGUGGAAGCCUCCGUCUCCAGAGGAUUACAGUGGUGCGGUGCAACGGUACGAGAUCUUUCUGGGUAAAGACCAGAAACAGAAAGUGACGUGUGCUGCUGCUUCGAGCAAGUGUUCAGUUCAGGUACCAGCGGAGCUCCAGGCGCUCAGCAUCAGUGCCGUCACCUUGUAUGGAACGUCUCCACCGGCUGAUGUGCCACUCAGACACUCAGGUGAUUUUGGACCUGUUUUGAGAGAGCUGGCUCCUGCAGCUAAUGGCAGGGCUGUGUUCGUCUCCUGGUCGUGGCCGGAGAACAAACAGCGGUCAACAUCUGGAGGAGAACCACUGCACUAUGUGUUGGAAUGGACAAGUGUUCCUGAGGCAGAGCUGCAGUGGCAAACGGUUGCUAAAGAUCAAAACAACACUUUCAUGACAGGUCUGACUGAAGGUGUGAGGUACAACAUCUCUCUAUAUGCUGUGACCACCAGAGGCAUCAGCGCUCCAUCAUCCCGUCUGGUCUACUCCAGAGAACUGAAGCCGGUGUCUGGUCCCAUCACGUCAGUACUGGUCCAUGAAGCCAGACGGAUCCGGAUCCAGUGGGACGAGCUGCCUGUAGACAAGCAGAAAGGUUUCAUCACAAAAUACACCGUCUAUCUGCAGAUGCUGGACUCCAACAGCACAAAACUCGUGACAGUGUCAGGCUCCGGUCCCAGACUGAUGUGGCUGGACUGUCCUGAAGGAGCUCUGGCUCUGCAGCUGACUGCAUCCACCUCAUCAGGAGAAGGGAAGCUGGGGAACCGGAUCUGCUCUCAGCCCGAAAGCCCUGCAGUUGACCUGGUGAUUGUGACUGUUUUCAUUGUUACCCUCUUGAUAGCGAUCAUAGCCAACCUGAUGUGCUGGAGUUGUGUGAGGGAAAGGAUCAAACAGAAAUGUAUAUCCUGGGGACCUGCCUGGCUCGAUGAAAACUUACCAAAACCAGGAAACAGUAAUGCCAUCAGACUACUGGAGUACGGAAGCGAAUUGUCCUUCUCGUCCACCGACAGCGACCCUCCGCUGUCCCCCAUCAGUUUUAUCUCCCAGGAGGAGAGAGAUGACGUGUACCCCAACAUCCACCUCGAAAUAUCCCGAAUUGAAUCGGGACCCACAGAAGCCACAGUGGAGACGACACCUUUGCUAACGUCACAUCCCGGGACGAUGCUUGUUGACGGCCAGCUGGAAGAUGUCGGCUACAAACCCCAGAUUGCUUCGUUGGCUCCACCAGGAGGAGAGGAAGUGAAGGAGACAGAAGAAGAGCAGAGGGACAUACCAUCGAGUGGGGAGGAAGACCGAUGUGCAUUAGGAUUACUGGGAAGCUUUCUGUCCGGUGUGGAGGUGGAUAUCACUGAUCCACCUCUGGGGCCGACCCUCAGCUCUGUUGGCGGUCUUUUGUGGCCUAAAACUCCCGAAACAACCAGUGUCUUGAAUCAAGGCUUCUUACUGGGAAGGACGGGAACUGAGAACAAUGUGAGAGCAGACUCACCCUCUCUGGAUUUACAACAAGGUGGAAUAAUGACUCCUGACUCAGCGGAUACUUGUUUAUCUCAGUAUACAGUUGAGACACUUACUGGUGGUUAUUUCCCCCAAACAGCAGCUCUGAGCAGCGCUACGUGACACAGAGGAAGAAGGAACGAUGGGAAUGAGACACAAACAGGACAAUGUGCACUAUUAAACUGAUUUUAAAGAAAGCAUUAUAUUCAAGCACCACUUCACUUGAAGUGAUUACCUCAGUGACUUUGUGUAACCAGAGAAAACUAAGUUAAUAAAUGAAUAAGAAAUGUU